Molecule: messenger RNA, 2182 nt
Organism: Balaenoptera acutorostrata (minke whale)
Lineage: Eukaryota; Metazoa; Chordata; Mammalia; Artiodactyla; Balaenopteridae
Gene: RSAD1
Product: radical S-adenosyl methionine domain containing 1
Exons: 10
Coding region: 1-1632 (543 amino acids)
Biological process (GO): porphyrin-containing compound biosynthetic process
Cellular component (GO): cytoplasm
Molecular function (GO): 4 iron, 4 sulfur cluster binding; coproporphyrinogen oxidase activity
Source: RefSeq, a predicted model, not a curated record
AUGAAACUGAAACUCAAGAAGUUCAAUGACUUGCCCAAGCUGCGGAGCUCCCCGCACCCCUCUCGCCGCCCGAGAAAGGACGGCCGGGCGGCUGCGGUGAGCGCACCGGUGCCCAGCAGGUGGCGCUGCGGCCCGGAGCCCUCCCGGCGGCGCUCCGACACAGGGCGCGGCCACGCAGCCCCCUUCCUUCCGCCCGGGCGGCCCACCCGGCCCGGCUCUGCGCACACAGGACGCUUUGCGCUGGGUUCGUCUCGAUCUCGGGUCCUGGCCCGCGCACCGGGCCGCCCCGCCACAGCGGGCGGCACGGCGCUCCCCGGGGUUCGGGCCCGCGGCUGGGUGAAGGCCGCCAAGAUGGCCCAGAGGCGCCGCCUCGCGGAGGACGCGGGAGGACCCCGGGGUCCUAUGCCCGGGAGCCAGCGCGCAGCACUUUACGUCCACUGGCCCUACUGCGAGAAGCGCUGCAGUUACUGCAACUUCAACAAGUACAUCCCCCGCGGCGUGGACGAGGCUGCUAUGAGACGCUGUCUGGUGAUCGAGGCUCAGACGCUGCUGCAACUCAGUGGGGUGCGGCGAGUGGAGUCUGUGUUCUUUGGUGGGGGUACCCCCAGUCUGGCCAGCCCCCAUACUGUGGCAGCUGUCCUGGAGGCAGUGGCCCAGGCAACUCACUUGCCUGCAGACUCUGAAGUCACAUUGGAGGCCAACCCCACUUCGGCCCCAAGCUCCAGGCUGGCAGCAUUCCGGGCAGCAGGAGUCAACAGGUUGUCCAUUGGCCUCCAGUCCCUAGAUGACACUGAGCUCCAGCUGCUGGGGAGGACACACUCGGCCAGUGAGGCUCUGCAGAUGCUGGCAGAGGCCCGGCGCCACUUCCCGGGGCGGGUUUCUGUGGACCUGAUGCUGGGGCUGCCGGCACAGCACGUGGGGCCGUGGCUUGGGCAGCUGCGGAAACUGCUGCGCCUCUGUGAUGACCAUGUGUCCCUCUACCAGCUGUCCCUGGAGCGGGGCACCGCCCUCUUCACCCAGGUGCAGCAGGGCGCCCUUCCUGCCCCUGACCCCGAACUUGCCGCUGAGAUGUACCAGGAGGGACGGGCAGUCCUUCGGGAGGCUGGCUUCCGCCAGUAUGAGGUCUCCAACUUCGCCCGGAAUGGGGCGCUUAGUACCCACAACUGGACUUACUGGCAGUGCGGUCAGUACCUUGGUGUUGGACCUGGAGCCCAUGGGCGAUUUAUACCCCAGGGGGCUGGGGGCCACACCCGAGAGGCUCGGAUCCAGACCCUGGAGCCGGACAGCUGGAUGAAGGAGGUGACACUGUUUGGUCACGGCACCCGGAGGCGCGUCCCCCUGGGCGAGCUGGCGCUUCUGGAGGAAGUCUUGGCCAUGGGACUACGCACAGACGUGGGGAUCACUCACCAGCACUGGCAGCAGUUUGAGUCCCAGCUGACCUUGUGGGACCUGUUUGUAGCUGACGAGGAGGUGCAGGAGCUGCUGGAGCAGGGCCUCUUGCUGCUGGAUCACAGGGGUCUUCGGUGUUCCUGGGAGGGGCUGGCCGUGCUGGACUCUAUGUUGCCGACCCUUCUAUCUCGGCUCCAAGAGGCCUGGCAGCAGAGAACUCCCUCCCCUGUGCCAGGAGGAUAACCACAUGUUCCUGUGUCCCAGUGAAACUGCCGUCUCCACUGGCAGGUGCUGUCCCGGCUCUGGUCACUGCCCGGCCCUGGCAUCCCCAGGGGAAUGGCUACAGUGAGGCAGAUGGGAGGACAUUUCUAGUCUGGGAACUGGCAUCAAGUGUACCCACCACUGCCAGAGAAGGAGUAAUGGUUUCUGUGGGUGCCUCUCAUCAGUAGACUCUAAACAAAUCCUGGCUGGCAAGAGAUUCUGGGAAAUAGAGCUCUCGGGCUUCCUGCUCCUGCAGGACCUGUAUGUCCAGCACAGCAGCCUGCUGGACUCUGAGAACAGUGGGAAAGAUCACAGCAAGCCUUGCCUCUUCUCUUUCGGCAGCCAGGAUAUGUUUGGGUGUCAGGAGCCUCACAGUACUUCCAGAGUGGCCCCCAGUCCCCUCCCCACUGCAGCCUUUUCCCCUGAGAGAGUGAAGGUGGGGGGAGCCAAGAGGGAAAGGGGAGGGGAGAAUUCAGGAAAGAUCAGAGCCUGGUAAUUCUCCCCUGGCCUUAAUAAACCCAUCUGGAGCCUG